This is a messenger RNA of Coffea eugenioides, 669 nucleotides long. RefSeq names its product extensin-like. Bases 1 to 669 code for a protein of 222 amino acids. The transcript has a single exon. Lineage: Eukaryota; Viridiplantae; Streptophyta; Magnoliopsida; Gentianales; Rubiaceae. The record is from RefSeq and is a predicted model, not a curated record.
AUGGCAACAUCUUGGCCAAGGCUAGUUGUUACCUUGGCAAUAUGUUUGACAGCCACAAUUGUGGCUGCUGAUGACAAAAAACCGUUCUCUUAUGCAUCUCCACCACCACCACCACCAUACUACUAUAGUUCUCCACCGCCUCUACCCUACUAUUACAAGUCACCACCUUCUCCAUAUUAUUAUAAGUCUCCACCACCUCCUUCACUUCCACCACCACUGCCUUACUAUUAUAAGUCACCAUCUCCUCCAUCUCCUUCACCUCCUUCUCCCUAUAUCCACAAGUCUCCACCACCUCCCUCACCUUCACCUCCUCCUCCCCCUUACAUUUACAAGUCACCACCUCCACCUUCUCCCUCACCUCCUCCACCUUAUAUCUAUAAGUCUCCAUCACCUCCCUCAACUUCACCACCACCGCCUUACUACUACAAGUCACCUCUACCACCAUCUCCUUCACCUCCUCCUCCUUACAUCUACAAGUCACCGCCUCCACCUUCUCCCUCGCCUCCUCCACCUUAUAUCUAUAAGUCUCCACCACCUCCAUCACCAUUACCACCACCUCCAUAUAUUUACAAGUCACCUCCACCUCCCUCUCUUUCUCCACCCCCACCAUAUUAUUAUAAAUCACCACCACCACCAUCGCCAUCACCUCCGCCUCCUUACUACUACUAG